AUGAUGCAGUCAGCAGUGGAAGAAGGAUGGGAACCUCCCUAUGAGAAAACCGAAGCUGGUGACAAGAUCACUAAACCUAAGGCACGCUGGACGGUAGAAGAAAAGAAUUUGUCAAAAUAUAAUGCUAGGGCACUUAAUGCAAUAUUUGGUGCUAUUGAUGAUGAUGACUUUAAGCUUGUUCAAGGUUGUGAAUCAGCUAAAGAUGCUUGGGACAUUCUGCAGAAGACCCAUGAAGGAAACUCAAGUGUCAAAAGAACGAGAUUAGACCAACUUGCAUCACAAUUUGAAGUCUUAAGGAUGGAUCCAGAAGAGACAAUUUCUCAGUUCAGUGCAAAAUUGAGUGCUAUUGCUAAUGAAGCAAAGAAUCUUGGUAAGACCUAUAAGGAUACCAAGCUGGUUAAGAAGUUGCUUAGAUGUCUACCUUCUAAGUAUGCAGCUCAUAAAGCAGUCAUGAGAGUAUCUGGCAACACAGACACCUUGAAGUUUGAGGAUCUCAUUGGUAUGCUAAAAUCAGAGGAGAUGGAAGUUGCUGAAGAACUGAGAAUUCAUGGUAAAGGAAUUGCAUUCAAGGCAGAUGACAGGAGUGAUCAGUUGCAAGAGAUAAAAGAUAGCAUGUCCUUGAUGGCAAGAAACUUUGGAAAAGCUCUCAAACGUGUUGAAAAAGGACAGGGACGAGAAUUAGCUUGCUGGAAUCGAAGUGCUACAGAGAGGUCUUGUUCUAGGCCAAAUAUAUCUGAAAAAGAAAAAAAUAAUCCGAGAAAAGAGAUUCAGUGUUUUGAAUGUGGUGGUUUUGGUCAUUACAAACCUGAGUGUCCAAUGGUUAAGCGCAAGGAGAUGAAGUGCUUUGAAUGUAAAGGGAUUGGACACUUAAAAUCUGAAUGCCCAAACAUGGUGAAAGGAAAUAAUAAGGCAUAUGUUAGCUUUAGUGAUUCAGAAUCAGAGAGUGAUGGGGAUGAAGAAGAAGGAAGAAUGUUGAAUCUUUUUGCAUACAGUGCUAAAGGUGAUGAUAUAGCUGAUGAAAGCUCAGAUGAUGAUGAUGAAGAGUCAAUUUCAAAAGAGAGCUACUGUGUACUCUAUGACAAUUGGGUUCAGCUGUGUAAUGAAAAAUUGCUACUUGUCAAAGAAAAAUUGCAGUUAGAAGCCAAGGUCAGUAUGCUAGAAGAAGAAUGCAAGUCUGAAGUCUCAACUUGCAAGGAACUACUCCCUGCUGAAAAGGAGUUGCUUGAGAGAAAACUGAGAAAUCUUCAAGAACUCUAUGGUUUGGAGAAGGAAAGAUCAACAAGCCUUGAAAGGGAGCUGAACGAGAAUCAUAAAAAAAUCAGGAUGUUGAAACAAUGGUGGGAAGAAGUUAGAUGA
Molecule: messenger RNA, 1356 nt
Organism: Camelina sativa (false flax)
Lineage: Eukaryota; Viridiplantae; Streptophyta; Magnoliopsida; Brassicales; Brassicaceae
Source: RefSeq, a predicted model, not a curated record